GUCGAAACAAGUGAUAUCAUUGGGUAGCGAUUAUUGUCCAAUCAAAGAGGAGUACCCUGGCAUUUUGAAUUUGCACAUGCAAGCCUUCGCAGCGGUAGAUUCAACUGACCAACUCGUUCAAGUGAGAAUUGGCAGGCAGCAAUACAUCGUCAAGAUCCAGGCCAAGAAGAGCUCUGGGCAUCAUUCUACAUGCCUCGAUUGUCGCUCGUCUGACGACCAUGCUUGUGAAUGCAAGGCGGUCUUGUGUGACAAUGUGACCAUCGGCUCAGUGGGCGUGGCCUGGUCGCGUGGGGACCUUGUCACUCUGAUCCAAUCGUACAUGCACACAUGCGUCGCUGCCUUUGAGCCAUGGAAGAAACUCAUGGAAUCGCUCGUCGUGACCCAUCCGAAUGCCACCGUCGCUGUCGAUCACUCCAUGGCGCACUACCUGCUCGCGAUUUCAGUUCCUUUCGACAGUACUCAUGUGAUCCACGUACGUGUGCAUGCCAACUCACGGAUAGAAGACGCAUGCAUCGAAUAUGCACUCACCGAAACCACCAGUCUCGCUGUGCAUCUCCACACACCAACAACGAUCCAGGUUGCACUGGCCGUCCUUGACCGGCAGAGAGCGACCCGCGCUGCGUUUCUGGAUGCGUUGGCCCACCACUUGUUGCUGCUUUCCUUCGAUGCCACUCAUUUGAACACGUUGGACUGCGCCGUGGUGCAUGAUCAGGCCGACGCCGUCUGUUGGAUCGACAUCGUCCGCGUCACGUUCGCACCCACGUGGGGGCUUGUCUCCACAGACGCACCCCUGUCGUCCAUUCAAGAUGCCCACACUCUGUCAGGAAGGCCACUUGUGUCCGUUGUCCUCGUCGACGCAGAGGGCCACCACCCCCUCUCUAUCACCCCUUCAGACAUGGACGCAUUUCAUGCCAAUUUCAUCGCUCCAGAUGCUGCUUUCUUUCACUCGUGGCUUCGACACGUCCUGUACGCACGAGACAAUCGACCAGACGACGCCGUCCCUCCGACACGCCUACCUUCGACGUGAAGUGGUCAUUGCAUUCCAUGGCAGCAACAGUGUUUGAAAGUGUACAGUAUUGUAGUUCUAAUAAGUGCCGUACGUUGUUUGA
This is a messenger RNA of Aphanomyces astaci, 1109 nucleotides long. RefSeq lists its product as hypothetical. Lineage: Eukaryota; Oomycota; Saprolegniomycetes; Saprolegniales; Verrucalvaceae. Bases 77 to 1027 code for a protein of 316 amino acids. The transcript has 2 exons. The record is from RefSeq and is a predicted model, not a curated record.